This is a messenger RNA of Priapulus caudatus, 1779 nucleotides long. Its product is annotated as beta-lactamase domain-containing protein 2-like. The coding region runs from base 1 to 1779 and encodes 592 amino acids. The transcript is spliced from 11 exons. NCBI's taxonomy places the organism in Eukaryota, Metazoa, Priapulida, Priapulimorpha, Priapulimorphida, Priapulidae. The record is from RefSeq and is a predicted model, not a curated record.
AUGGGUGAGAUACUGGCCGAUCAGAAGCCUAUGUGGCCACCAGGGACAGCUCAUGGUUAUCAUGCCAUAACACAGGGAUUCCUCGUAGACCAGCUGCUGCUGCGGGUCGACCCCCGGGGCCGAAGUGUGGGACACUUCUUCCGAGAAGAAGUUGCAGAGAAGUUUGGGCUGGACUUCCACAUUGGCUUGCCCCGCACCCUGCACUACCGCGUAGCACGAUCCUACAAAGAUAGUAAUUCGCUCAAGAACAUCGGCAUUAUGGCUCGCUACUUAUUCAAGAUCUACAAGGCUGGAUCGGACGCCGAUAUGAUGAAGAAAUCAAUUUAUCCCGACUACAUACAACCAAAAUUCUUCGGUGCAAUGACGGCGGAACUGUGGGGAAACUACGAGUUUCGAGAAAUAGAGAUAGCCGCUGCGAAUGGAAUCGGCACUGCCAUGUCUCAGGCAAAGAUGUAUGGUAUACUGGCCUCGGGAGGAGCUCUCAAUGGCAGUCGUUUACUCACGCGGAAAACAAUAGACCAGAUGCGAGAACCGAUCUACAACGACGACAUUCUACUGAAGCCCGCUGUCGGUGAUGCAUUCGCUACCAGGAAACUUUUCGAGGAGGGACUCGACGAAAAUGGCGCAGCGUUUGCCGUCUAUCACAAGGGCAAGCCCAUCGUUAAUAUAUGGGGAGGUUACGCCGACACUGCCGCCCACAACCCGUGGACGGAAGACACGAUGAGUUUUUUCUUCUCUACUUCCAAAGGUAUUGGAGCCCUGUGCGUCGCCGUUUUGGUUGACAGGCGUCUGCUCAAGUACGAAGAUCUGGUCACGAAGUAUUGGCCGCAGUUUGGACAACAUGGCAAAGAUAACGUGACCGUCAGCAUGCUUCUCUCUCACCAGGCUGGCGUUCCGAACAUAUUUGGCUACGAUGUGGACGAGAACACGAUCAGAGAUCGAAAUAAGAUGGGUGAGAUCCUGGCCGAUCAGAAGCCCAUGUGGCCACCAGGGACAGCUCAUGGUUAUCAUGCCAUAACACAGGGAUUCCUCGUAGACCAGCUGCUGCUGCGGGUCGACCCCCGGGGUCGAAGUGUGGGACACUUCUUCCGAGAAGAAGUUGCAGAGAAGUUUGGGCUGGACUUCCACAUUGGCUUGCCCCGCACCCUGCACUACCGCGUAGCACGAUCCUACAAAGAUAGUAAUUCGCUCAAGAACAUCGGCAUUAUGGCUCGCUACUUAUUCAAUAUUUACAAGGCUGGAUCGGACGCCGAUAUGAUGAAGAAAUCAGUUUAUCCCGACUACAUACAACCGAAAUUCUUCCGUGCAAUGACGCCGGAACAGUGGGGAAACUACGAGUUACGAGAAAUAGAGAUAGCCGCUGCGAAUGGAAUCGGCACUGCUAUGUCUCAGGCAAAGAUGUAUGGUAUACUGGCUUCGGGAGGAGCUCUCAAUGGUAGUCGUUUACUCACGCGGAAAACAAUAGACCAGAUGCGAGAACCGAUCUACAACGACGACAUUCUACUGAAGCCCGCUGUCGGUGAUGCAAUCGCUACCAGGUUUAGUGUCGGAGGAUUCAACGUUGCCGAUUCAUUUAAAAAUCCUAAGGGGCAACAGAUGUUUGGAACACCGGGAACAGGAGUGCAAGUAGGUAUAGCUGAUCCUGAGACUCAACUAGGGAUUUCCUACCUCACCAACACCAUCGUGCCGUUCGUUAAAGAGGAUGAGCGAUGGCAGCGCCUCAUGCGGGUGACCUACGAAUGUUUAGACGCCAUCUAUCUGAUUUAUUACAUCCACUGA